AUGUCUACUAUUUUUGCGAAACAUUCAAAGGAGAAUAAUAGUUCUUCAAGAGUCAAAAAGCUGAGCUCCACCGGUAAUAACAAUACUCACAGCUCUUUCGCGUCGACAAACGAGUACCUGACUUGGAAUGUCGAUGCCACUCUAGAGAAUUUUACAAAGUAUGGAGACUUACCCCCUUUACUAUCGCCAACCUUGCCCUCGUGGACCAAGAAUGAUCGGGAAUCUUCAAGGGAACUAGGUAACACUUCUAAAUCGCAUUCCAAAUCUUAUUCGCGAACUCAUUCUCAUGGCCCCUCGAGUCUUACUAUUAAUGGGGGAGGGGGAGAUAAUGAUGAUGAUUUCGAUAUUCCAAAACUAAUGCUUUCUCCUACACUUCCGGGAAUUUUUGAGGAACCAGUAGAAUAUCGCAGGGAUGAAGGACCGCAUCAUUGGAUUGUCAAACUGAAUAAUAAACAACUAUCUUUUAAGUUAUGUUUAUUCAUGAAACCAAGAUUGCUUCGGCAGAUCGAAAGAAAUGCAAAAAUUAAGCUAGCACCAGCCCCUGUGCUAAAUAAGAAGAAAAUAUUGAGCGGAGAUAAAAGAAAGAAUGCAGAAACAUUCUUUAGCGAUCUGGAUGAUGAUCAAGGAAAUAAAGAAUCCAGAGUGAAAGAGAAAGAGAAAGGUAGAGAAAGAGAAAGAGAAAGGGAAAGAGAAAAAGAAAAAGAGAGAGAGAGAGAGAGAGAGAGAGAAAGAAAAGGAGAGAGAAAGGGAGAGAGAAAGAGAAAGAAAAGAAAAGUUAAAAAGAGAUCGUGGAUUAGACAAAGAAAAGGAGAGAACUAG
Saccharomycopsis crataegensis is the source of this 819-nucleotide messenger RNA. RefSeq lists its product as uncharacterized. The record is from RefSeq and is a predicted model, not a curated record. The transcript has a single exon. Lineage: Eukaryota; Fungi; Ascomycota; Saccharomycetes; Ascoideales; Saccharomycopsidaceae. Bases 1 to 819 code for a protein of 272 amino acids.